AUGGAUUAUUUUCUCGUAGGAAAAUAUGAAAAUGAACUCUACAAACAUGGUGCACUGAUUUCGGACCUUCAUCCAACGGUAUACACAUGCCCAUCCGAAGUGGCCAGCGACAUCGCGAAGCUUGACUUCGAUAUUCAGCAGUUGCUGGCCCAUAUCGAAUGCCCAGGUGAUGCUUCAACACGGGCAUCACGAUUUGAAGAUCUCGGAAGGACAUUUUUCUCCCGAUGGAUAGCGAGGGGAGCGACCCCAGAUCUCGAAAACAGCAUCGAGAAUCUUCAGGCGGCACUAGCCUUGACACCACCAGAAGCGCCCCUACAAACAGACAGAGAGGCGGGGCUGUUUAAGGCUAUGCGUGCAAAAGUUAUCGCAUCAAAUGAUAAAGUCUAUACAGAUGUUUACAUUCGGUCACUGCAGAAUUUGUUGCAGAGCAUCGGCUCCAAGUAUCUUCUACCAUUAGCUGAGGCAUAUGGAAUAAGGUGGAUCCAAUUCCGUGAUGCCGAAGAUCUCGACGAAUAUACGCACUUGCUUCAAGAAGUCCUAGAUCUCCCAUCCAGUCGUGAUGACUUACGCCGGAGACCCCUUAUGCUCUUAGGAGGGUCAUAUGUCACGAAACAUAAAGUAACGGGCGAUUUAGGCCACCUCGAUGCAUGUUUCGAACUAUAUCAAGAGGCACUAGAUAUUCCAGCGAAUACCAUUGCAGCUACUAUUGAGCGAGCAUUAGUACUGGAAGGCCUAGGGGAGGCCUUCCGAACGAGAUUCUUUCGGUUGGGAGAUCCGAAAGAUGCUGAGUUAUCUCUUCGUUGGUGUGAGGAAGCGGUCAACACAAUUCCGUUUGAUUCAUCCCCUAUAACACAAUUCAAUCUGAAAUCAUCGCUUGCAUUAUGCUAUGCUGUUAGAUUUGGACAGCAUCAAUCAAUCGUAGAUGUUAAUAUCUCGAUUCGAAUUCUGGUUGAUGCUCUGCGCAUCUUACCGGAAAAUGAACCACUUCACUCAUCAGGAAACCUGAAGCUAGCGCAGCUUUUUCAAGCAAGAUAUGACCAACGACACGACGUAGAGGAUCUAGACCAGACCAUUUCACUAUCGAAAAAAGCGGCUGGUAAUAGCCCACACAGCCGAAAGUCCGAAAUUCAGUUACUACAUGUUCUCGCCAAAGCAUUGAAUUCCAGAUACAGGCAACUAGGACAUAGCGAAGAUGUUAAUGAAUCCAUUGAGAAACUAUCUAAAGCUCUGUCUCUCACCCAGGGUCAAGAUAAAACUUUUCAGCCAGAACUUCUUGAGACUCUUGCAAAUUCGUAUGAGUUUAAAUACCGAAGACUUGCAUCUCUAGAAGAUCUUGAAAUGGCAAUAAGUUAUCGGAACCAAAUUAUUACUCUCCUCCCUACAGGCCACUCAGAGCUACCAACAGCAUACUCCGCACUCGGAAGUUUAUACGAUGAUAAAUCUGAAAGAACAAAAACAGAAGAGGACUAUGAAAUGACCUUACAGACGUACCAGAGAGCGGUAGAUACAGCUCUAGAAAAUGACCCAACUCGAGUUCUUUAUCUCCAAUACCUUGGCAUAGAAUACCAGAAGCGGUUUCAACGACUUAAUAGUCAAUCGGAUCUACAUGCUGCAACUAGAACGGGCUGGGAAGAGUUUGGCCGACUGGCUGGUAGAGGUGGGGAAUCCUUCAGCUGCGUACCAGGUCGCUACUGA
This is a messenger RNA of Clonostachys solani, 1695 nucleotides long. The record is from the annotation of a GenBank genome assembly. Lineage: Eukaryota; Fungi; Ascomycota; Sordariomycetes; Hypocreales; Bionectriaceae.